This is a messenger RNA of Oncorhynchus mykiss (rainbow trout), 4555 nucleotides long. Its product is annotated as homeobox protein Dlx1a. The record is from RefSeq and is a predicted model, not a curated record. Gene Ontology annotation, biological process: embryo development; cell differentiation; negative regulation of transcription by RNA polymerase II. Gene Ontology annotation, molecular function: RNA polymerase II cis-regulatory region sequence-specific DNA binding; DNA-binding transcription factor activity, RNA polymerase II-specific. NCBI's taxonomy places the organism in Eukaryota, Metazoa, Chordata, Actinopteri, Salmoniformes, Salmonidae.
GACGCACAUCGCAGACUAGAUAUUGCUCACCAUAAUGUUAGCGCUCGCAUUUUCAAAACACAUUUUUGCUUGUUCUGCUUCGAGUUCAAUUAUGCAAUUAGGUUGAUAAUCACAGUGACGGAAUUUAACUGCCUUUAAUUUGUUAUUCAGGUGGGUAUUUUGAGCUGCCGGGGAACCGGCUAGUGGUGAUUUUGGUUUCAGAUCGUCUACAGCAGACGGACUCUAUAACGUACAUUGUACAAUAAAAUGAAGAUUUGGAUACUUGCUGCUUCUUCGUCACCCUCAAUGAGUAGUACGCAAUGGAUAUUGGGGAUGUGCGUUCUUUUUCCUCACAUGAUUAUCGAUUAAGUAAGUGCAAAUAAUGCCUAAUCGCUGUUAACUUAAUCUCAGUGCUGAUUGAAAUGUGGAGCCCAUUUAUUCUUACUGUAUAGCUACUGUCAACUCAACUGAUCAACGUUCAUACAUGCCCUGUUAUAUGGAUCAGCGUGGGUUUUUGACGGGGGUUUUUCUCUCCGGAAACUGAGCCAAUAACAAAGGGAAACAGCCUACUCUUUAGUCAGUCGUCAGUUCAGUUAAAUCAAACGUGCUCGGGAAAAUCAUUGUUCAACGUCUAUGGUCUUAAUGGAAAACUGUCCACACCCCCCAUCAACCUGGCUGGGGAUUAAAUUAGUUGAAGGAGCUAUGUUAAAUGUUAGGUUUAUUUACGAUUAAAUUAGCCUACAUUAUUAUGUUACAGAGUAAAUCAAAAUGUUUAAUUGAACUUGAUGUGUUUUGAAUUUCACGACAAAACAUGAUGCCGACGGAUUUACCAACUGCUGCGGUAAAUGGCGGCUGUUGGCUGUUUGGGCAAAAUACUGUAUAGAGGAGAUGAUAUAUAGGGCUGCAUGACUCCAUAUUUAAUACGGUAUUAUAUCAACUAUAUAAUUCCCAUUAAUGGCAACUGAGAGUGAAUACUUUAGUUAUUGUAUUGUGAGAGCUGGGCAAUAAAUUGAUCAGCCAAAGGUCACCCAAUCCGUGUUCCAGCAAAGCUAUUGCAUAAUGUAGGCCUACUCCUAAUGAAAAUGUACUGGACAAGAAUUUGGAAAAGGGUGACUUUAAUUUGAAAAUAAGUGAAAAUAAAUUAAAUAUAAUCCCACCAUUGUCAAAACAAAACCUGUUAAAAUAUGACACUUAUAAAUAAUGUCUUAACACUGCUGCCACAUCAGCCUCAAAUGAAUGACACAUUAUGUUUCAUUCGUUUUGUUUGAUUACCCACACAUUAAUCAUUUGGGGAUUUGCUAGUUGUGUAGUGUUUUACAUCGGUUGACAAUCUAGCUAAUUAGAUACAAAAAUGAUUGUUUUGUAAGUUGAUAACACACGUUCAUGGUCAUCAUAAUGUACCCCGCAUCAAAAACGUUCAACACUAAUGGUUGACUCAGGGCAAACAUAACGGUUUGUUAAGUUAAAGGAUUCCUGGAGGCAUUUUGUUUUUGGUCAUGAAAUGAUUGCACAAUAAAAUGCUAUAUGGAGAGAUGUUGCAUAGACAGCCCAAUAGGAAUCUGGUUUUACAAAUAUUAAGUUUAAGGUGUUAAUUUUCACAACAAUAUAUUUACGCAUGUAACAUAGGCUAGACUAGUCAUUGCUUUAAAUGCAUAAAUUCAACCAGGACUUCUUUGCUCAGAUAAUUGAGACCACGAGCUAUUGCAAGUGUUAAAUAAAUGGCUAAUUAUGCGUAUGAAAAUUAAACAUCAGUGUUAUGCUAAUUCAGCUCGCUUCAGCUGUGGCUCAGAGCACUUGAGACUGGCAUAUAAUCAAACGGACCUGUAAGAUAUACAUCUGUGCAUGUGAACACCAAAAGACGCUGGCAAUAAUGAGCCAAUCUAUAACGAUUUUUUUUAAUGAGAUAUCGAAAUAAUAUCUAAUGCGAAAUAAAACGUCGUUUUUCUGUUAAAUAGUACGCCUCAAAGCUACACUUAAAUGUGUUCAUACUGCUAUUUAUGAACAUUCAUCUUUGUUGUUGUAGUGUGAUUAAUUUGGAUGAAACAGUUCUUAGAUAAUAACACUAUGCAGGCUGUUUCUUAAUGUUUAAAUGAACAGCAGGCCUAUCAACAUAACAUGAUCUAUCCGUAGCCUAUGUGUGAUUGAUCACAGAAUAGGCUAUUUCUUUACAAUUGGAUUAUUAUUAUUAUUAUCAAAUAGGCUAGAUUUAAUUGUGUGUUGUUUCUUUUAAAGCAGACAUUUUUGAUGUUAGUGUUUAUUUUGCUUAUACCUUUCCCUGCUACCUAAGCACUUAAAAAAAUACAUCUCAGACCUGAAUCUGCAGGUCUUGUUGUUUUUCUUGAGUUUAUCAGGUCCUUCGGACACAACCCCAGGAUCGCCAAUAGGCAUCAUUCUUGGAUAGAGUGGACCAAUCAGCGACCGCCUUUGAUGAAUAUUCAUGAAUCCCUGAUUCAAACCUUUGAGCGAGUUUGUCUAGACCACUGCAUCAUGCCUAGACUUUUCACAGAGACAAACUACAUUUUCUUAUGAAUGGAAAGAGAAAAAAUCAGUACAGCUUAAAUUGGGAUCCAUCCUUCACUGAGAUCAUAGAAGAAAACAAAAAAGGAAGAGGAGAGAUCCGCCAGAAGAGAUGACAAUGACUACAAUACCAGAAAGUCUUAAUAGCCCUGUCUCAGGAAAAACCGUUUUCAUGGAAUUUGGGCCACCGAGUCAACAAAUGUCGCCUUCCUCAAUGUCUCACGGACACUAUUCCAUGCACUGUUUACAUUCUGCGGGUCAUACGCAACACGAGAGCUCGUACAGUCCAGCCUCAUCAUUUCCUAGAUCUUUAGGUUAUCCAUACGUUAACUCCGUCGGCAGCCAUUCCUCAAGUCCAUAUCUCAGUACAGUGCAGUCGUACCAAAACAACUCGACACUAACACAGACACGGUUAGAAGAUACAGCACAAGAGACAGAGAAGAACACAGUUGUAGAAGGCGGAGAGGUGCGGUUCAAUGGGAAAGGGAAAAAGAUUCGCAAACCAAGGACUAUCUAUUCCAGUUUGCAGCUACAGACUCUAAACAGACGAUUUCAACAAACUCAAUAUUUGGCACUGCCAGAGAGAGCCGAGCUCGCAGCUUCGAUGGGACUCACGCAAACACAGGUAAAGAUUUGGUUUCAAAAUAAGCGAUCGAAGUUCAAGAAACUGAUGAAGCAAGGUGGUGGCACGAUAGACACGAACGCUUUAGCCCAGUUUAAUGGUCACGGACCUACGACUGGAUCUCCGGUAGCACCAGUUUGGAGCUCACCGACCACCGUGAAAACAUCCGUGGGUGCACCAGGGUCUUACAUUCCAAGUUAUACCUCAUGGUAUCCAACUGCACACCAAGAGUCUAUGCAGCAACCGCAACUCAUGUGAACAUAACUGUGAGCUGAUAGACCUGUCCCGCCCUCUAUACUGCCAUGGCCCAUAUCAGGAGAUUUUGGGUCAACAACCCAGCGUGGCCUUGCACUGGCCCGCUGUAGCCAUGCACAGAUGUAAUCCGGAGUUUGCUCUCAAAGUUGCCAGAUGACAUAUUGGCCUCUUCAUACGACGGCACAGAGAAUAGCCUGGGAGCCGAGAGACUGAAAAGGGCACUGUCUGCGCCCAAGGGCAAGAAGUCCUGUCAUGUCCACGACAGAUACCGGAAAUUGUUUUGACAAAUGGGUCCUCAAGCUGCUGUUAUUAUCUUUUGUGAAAUUUUAAUAGGCUAUGUGUUAGACGAAAUAUAUUUUGCUGUAACAAGUCAGUGAGAGUAUAUUUAUGUAUACUAUGUUUGAUUUUAAGAUUGGCUACGUUUCUUAUCCCAAUGAUGAUAAAAAAAAUAGGCCUAUGAAGCCGUGUAUUUCCAAGGCCUAUCAGAUGUAGGCUAGGCCUCUACAGCUCCAACGAAGGUCAACAUGGUGAUUUGACCAUGACCUUAAAACCUAGCCUUUAAACAGACAAACCCCCAUUGGUCUAUAAUGUAACUUUGACCAACGAAUGUAGGCCAAUGCAAUGAAUAAUUUAAAAAAUAGCCUCAUCAUUUUUAUCUGCAUGGAAUCGAAUCUUCAGUCCGUUCCUUAGUUUUCACAGCCCGAGUUGCCCGCGCCCUUUGCGCAUGCUACCAUGCUGUCUUUGUAUGUUAAUUUAAGUUAAAUUAUUUCGUUUUUUUUCAAUGUCUGUGUCUUUAUUUAAUAUGCAGUGUGUUUGACUUAUGAAACGACAACAACGUGUUGUUAAUAACACGUUUAAAUGAUGAUUGGCUGCUUGAGAAGAGCAUUAACGUGAUCCCGAUGAUAAAGAUAUGGUUUGUCAUUGUUUGUUAUGUGUUGAGCGGUUGGAUGUACAUAAGGACAAUAUAAUAGGCAUUUUUCAGCUUUGGUUUGUGCUGUAAUCGAUAUGUUGUGUAAUAGGAUUUAUUUUUUUUAAUUUUUUUUUACAUGUGUUCAUUAAGAUGAAUGUGUUUAGCAAUCUAGAAAUAUUUAGUUUUGUAUUGAUCACUUUAAUUUAUUGCUUUGUUUUAUGGAAGUUGUGUACAUAAUGUUGAAAACAGUAAAGCUAUGAUUUAAAAGGCCA